CUACAAUAAGUAGGUAGGGCAGUUUCGUCAGAGUAGGGCAGUGUCAGCUAUCACCCACUACUAUAUUCCUGCCUCUAUAAAACUUGGAAUUUGCAUUUCAUUUGGCUUCAUCAAAUGUUCAAGAUAGUUUACUGAAAGGUUUAAUAAUCUAGCAGCAUCUAAUGGCUUCAUCAGUCAGAUUCAUUUGGAAGAUCGAUAACUUUUCUCAGUUGUACUUGACCAACAAAGAGUACCAAUGCUCGGAUGUUUUCAGUGCUGCCGGUGCUAAAUGGAAGGUAAAGAUUUAUCCCAUGGGAAGUGGGGAGGUGUUUGAUCACUUAUCAGUGUAUCUUUACCGUGAGGACUCGGCCAAUUCUCCGGUGAAUGUCAAGUACAGGCUUGCAAUUACUAGCCAAACUAAUCCCGCAAACACGAAGACAGUUGCGGGUGAAAAACCAUUUGUUUCAUCUACUGUCGCAUGGGGUUAUUUGAAAUUUUUGCCUCUUAGUCAACUGCACGACUCAAGCAAGGGAUAUCUCGUGAAUGAUACUUGCGAGAUCGUAAUCGAGAUUACUCGUCAGAUCGUUGCAGAUGUCAAGAAGUGUGUCAAACAAGAAGGAAAGCAACCUGUUAAAAGAGAAGAAAAGCACUUAUUGCAGGCCAAACCCGUUGUCAAGCAGUCCAAUUCCGGGGAUUCAGCCAUCACUUGCAUAUGUUUUUCAUGUGUGACUACUCAUAAAAUUGCUGGAGUUUCCAAGAAGCCUGCUAAACUAGAAGGAAAGCAGUCUGUUAAAGAAGAUAGAAAGCAGUCAUCGCGAGCCAAAUCCGUUGUCAAGUCCAAUUCGAGGUAUUCCACCACCUCUUGCACAUGGUUUUCGUGUGUGACUCGCCACUAGAGCAUAUAUACUUGGUAAGUCGAAGAAUGUUGGAUUUGGUUCUCUGAUUUAGACUAGUUGCUCUAAAUUGGUGUUUACAGUUUACUAGCUGCUGUUUUAUGUAAUUGAUCUUCAAACCUUCUUCUGUUCUCAAAUCCUAAUAUUAAUACAAGUGGUUGGAUAUGUUCAAGUA
Molecule: messenger RNA, 1047 nt
Organism: Papaver somniferum (opium poppy)
Lineage: Eukaryota; Viridiplantae; Streptophyta; Magnoliopsida; Ranunculales; Papaveraceae
Product: ubiquitin carboxyl-terminal hydrolase 12-like
Exons: 3
Coding region: 162-875 (237 amino acids)
Molecular function (GO): protein binding
Source: RefSeq, a predicted model, not a curated record